UGUCUCACAUUUAUACAUCUGGUGAAAUAUCUUGUCUCAUCUAGCUCUGAUUCAACUUUGGAAAACAAAACAGCGACAUGGAAUCGGAGAAAGAAGUGCAAUCAAUAGGAGAUGCUCCUGACCCAGAGGAGGAAGAGACGAGGCUGGUGGCAGCAGCCCGGGAAGCCAACCAUCUAACUGAGUUGAGGCUGGUGCUGUUGGGCUGGAGGUGGCCUGGGAAGAGCCUGACAGGCAACACCAUACUGGGCCACGAGGAGUUCCGCCUGGAGCGGGCGGCUGAAUUCUGCGUCAAGCGUCAGACUGAGGUGGAGGGGCGCCAGGUGACGGUAAUAGACACGCCGGGCUGGUUCUCGACACAGUCCACGCCACCAGUCUACCAGCAGGAGAUGGUGCGGGGCGCCUCCAUGUGCGGGCCCCUGGGCCCCCACGCUUUCUUGCUGGUCAUCCCUGUGGGCAUGUUUACCGAGGUGGACCGGGCCCGCAUCGAGGAGCACUUGGCUCUGUUCGGGGAGCGUGUGUGGAGGCAUACCAUCGUGGUGUUCACCUGGGCAGAUGUGCUGAGGAACAUGUCCAUCGAGAGGCACAUCAAGCGAGAGGGGAAGGAUCUGCAGUGGGUGCUGGAAAAGUGCAAGAUGCGGUACUUUGUCAUCAGCAACUACAUAUUUGGGGAGCACCCUCAGCUGCGGCAGCUUAUGGAGAAGAUAGAGAAGGUGGUGGCGGAGGAGGGCAUCUAUAACCCAGAGGAUGUGGAGGAGAAGAAACCUCUGGGCCAGAAUCAGAACCAAACCCAGAACCGGGAGCUUGGAGCAAGGCCCAAAGUGAAUUCUGCCGUAGGAUUGGCCGACAUGGACCCGCCCCACAAUUCAGUGGAUGGACUGACUGACUGAAGGAGAGCUGGUGAGCCACCGCAGUACUGAUUUCAGAGCUCUAUGUCCAUACGUUACCCCAACCUCAGGGCCUCUAUUCAUAAAGUGUCUCAGAGUAGGAAUGUUGAUCUACGAUCAGUUCCCCUUUUAGAUCAUAAUGAAUGGGUGGGGGGGGGGCGACUUGAUCCUAGAUCAGUACUCCUACUCUGAGAUGCUUUAUGAAUACAGGACCAGAUUCUUUUAAACCUUUAAGACUUAAUCUCUGUACCAUUUUAUAUAAAUAAUAGUUAUCUGUAACUGGAUGUAGGCUAACAUGAUCAGGGGUCACGUUAAUGCGGAAUUCUGCGUUUAUCACACCACAGGUGGGAAAAAAAGAUAAAACCCAUAGAUAUCUUGCUGUAUUUUGUAAACACAGAUCUAAAAUGCUUCUUGUAAUUGCUGCUCGGCAUCAGGCUUCUUUUUUUUGUUGCUUCAGUUGCAAUUCUACAUUCCAAUGAGAAUUCACGAAGGGGCAUUCUAUCAGAAAACAGCGCUCUGACUGAUGUGUAGCUACUUUUCUUCAGUACAUUUUAUCGGUGUAGCCUGCUUUUCUCUGGUAAAAUGUACGAUUAACUUCAAGCAAAACCUAAGUAAAUGAUGUGGCUGCCGGGCCAAAUAGCGUUUUACUUCUGUUGUCAUCUGAUGAUAAUGAAGCUAUUUUCUGCUGAAUGUGUGGCACUAAUAUAUUUUAUGUGAAGGAAAACUAUAGUUGCAUGUCCCUGAUCACUCUUGAAGCAACAAAAGAAAACUUUUAAUAUAAAAUAGGAACCUUGAUUUUGUGAUGGUCUGCGUUUUGAAAAUGUAGAUUUCUGAAAUCUAGCGAGAUCCCUGAUGAUGCUGUUCUUGCUUUUUGAGACUGUUAGGUCUACCUCGUACCUAUGACAGUUCUGAUGCAAUGAAUAUAUUUGGGGAUUUUAUUGUAUCUGAUUUGCACAUGAAGUAAGACGCAAAUCACAUUACAGUACCAGUCAAAAGUUUGGACAUCAACUCAUUCUAGGAUUUUCCUUUAUUUUUACUGUUUUCUACAUUGUAGAAUAAUAGUGAAGACGUCAAAACUAAACUAUGAAAUAACACAUGGAAUAAUGUAGUAACCAAAAAAGUGUUAAACAAAUGAAAAUAUAUUUGAGAUUCUUCAUAGGAGCCACAGCUUUGCACACUCUUGGCAUUCUCUCAACCAGCUGCAUGAGUUAGUCACCUGGAAUCCAUUUCAAUUAACAGUUGUUGCUUGUUUAAAGUUAAUUUGUGGAAUUUCUUUCCUCCUUAAUGUGUUUGAGCCAAUCAGUUGUGUUGUGACCAAGGUAGAGGUGGUAUACAAGAACAGCUCAAAUAAGCAAAGAGAAACAACAGUCCAUCAUUACUUUAAUACAUGAUGGUCAGUCAUUCUGGAAAAUGUAAAAAACUUAGUUUUUGCGACUGCACUUGAAGAAACUAUCAAGUGCUAUGAUGAAACUGGCUCUCAUGAGGACUGCCACAGGAAAGGAAGUACCAGAGUUACCUCUGCUGCAGAGGAUGAGUUCAUUAGGAUAGGAUAAGGUUCCCACAGUGAAGCAUGGAGGUGUGGGGAUGCUUGCUGGUGACACUGCCAGUGAUUUGUUUAGAAUUCUUGACACACUUAACUAGCAUAGAUACCAUGCUGCGAUAGGCCAUCCCAUCUGGUUCGUGUUUAGUGGGACUAUCACUUGUUUUUCAACAGGACAAUGACCCAAAACACAUCUCCAGACUGUGUAAGGGCUAUUUGAACAAGAAGGAGAGUUUGAAAGAAUGCAAGAGUGUGCAAAGCUGUCAUCAAGGCAAAAGGUGGCUACUUUGAAGAAUCUAAAAUAUAAAGUAUAUUUUGAUUUGUUUAACACUUUUUUUUUGGUUACUAUAUAUGAUUCCAUAUGUGUUAUUUCAUAGUUUUGAUGUCUUCACUAUUAUUCUACGAUGUAGAACAUAGUAAAAAUAAAACCCCUGGAAUGAGUAGGUGUGUCCAAACUUUUGACUGGUACUGUACAUUUAUACAAGAUUGAAAAAAGCCUGACUUUAGAGGUCAAAUGUGUACCAAUAUAGGCCCUGUAUAUCUACCGUUUUCUUCAUGAAGUGAGGAUCAUGGGAAAACUACUGUACAUGACAAGUCUCUGAGGCUGGGACAGAGACGAGGAAGUCCCUUAACCUAAUGUGUACAGCACAUGCUAGAUUGCGCUAUUAUGUUUUUGACAUUUUUAAUAAACGUUAAUGUGAAGGAAAAGUUUGUUAAAAGCUACCCCAAUUGUGACCAAAAAGUGUAUAGUGUUUUAUCAAGCACUUGAAGUGCAGGUACUGUUUUACUCUACUAGUAGAGAAUAUAUAUACAUAUCCUUGUCUGGGUUUUGUAUAUGGGUGUGAAAUGAUAAAUGUGCAUUUUUAUUUAUCAGGCUCAUGUAUCUGUAUGUAUCAAACCCUACCUUCUUUGCAAGGGAAUAGCUGCUGAAAAUGUGUUUUUAAAUGCAAGUUGGACAAUGAUAAAUCAAUGGCACAUUGCAUUUUAAUAUUAUAAUUGUGGUAGCUAUAUGCUUCCAUAACCCUCUGAGUGUGGUCUCUUAAUUAUUCAGAUUGGUAAUUUUAUGUUUAAUUCCUAACUAAUCUGUUGCAGUAUUGCAAUGUGGUCCAUGAUGAAGGUAUUGAUUUGGUUUCUUGUUUUGAAAAUUGCUUAUUUCUGUGGGUUGGGUUUAUUUAAAUCCUGCCCAUAUGCCUACAGCUGGCAGCACCCAAAUACUAAUCCAUUUGGAGCACAGCUGCAUGCGACCCCAUCAUAAUGCCAAUCCUCAAUUUGGUUUGACAUUUUAUAUUCCUAAAGGGCUAGUUAGGGAUCAUCAGUAAAUUACACAAUGUACAUGGGACAGUAUUUUUAAAAGUAAAUGGCUUUAAACUUCAAUGACUUAACCUCAAACCAAAUAUAUAAAUUGUAGAAAUGCAUGUACAACUAUUGAAUGCAUUUCAGACCACUAAAAGAUGUGCAACAUGAAAAUAUUGUCCCAUUUACAUAGUCAUUUAUUGUAUGGUCUCUAACUAUCCCCCAGAGGUAGGCUAUCCAAAGUCAAACCAAUUUUGCCACUGUCGCACACCAACCCGGCUGAAGCUACAGUAAUUGGUGAAAUAAUUUGCCUAACUCAUCACACCUGCAAACACACGAGACACCCACAUCAAUCCACACCCCGAAACAAACUCAGGUUUGAAUUCAGUCAUGGCUGCUAAGCAUUUCUUAAAUGAACCAAAUCUAAAUUGAAGCCAAAUCAAGAAGUGCAGCUGUCCUUUAGUACUGUGAAUAAAGAUGGAAAAGAUGUCUAUUAUUAUGUCAUUAUUGUAAUAAUUAUAAUUAUUAUGAUAUUCCUUUACUCUUUAUAAUUGCUUCCUAUACUGAGAAGCAAUACUAGUAGUAGUAGUAGUAGCUCCAUUCACUAACUAACAUCCAAUGAUGGGUAUAACACGGACUGUUUUCUAUGUUGAUAUUGUAUACAAACUAUUUUACAAAUAUAUUCAUAUUGGUGAUUUGUCUUGCUGUUACAUUGUAUUCUGAGAGUUACACUUUCAUGUAAGGGUUCUGAGUCAAUAAAAUAGAUAUGUGGUAGAAGGUGUCUUCUCUAGUCAGUGCAACUUAAGUUGUCUUUUGUUUCCAUAUAAUUGUUGUUUUGUUUGUUUGUGUGAACACCCUGUUAUAUCUUUUGCUGUAGUAGACAAGUCAAUUAAAAAAAAAAAGUAUCUAAAUAAAGUUCAUAUUUUGAUGAAAUGGA
This is a messenger RNA of Oncorhynchus masou masou (cherry salmon), 4654 nucleotides long. RefSeq names its product GTPase IMAP family member 4-like. NCBI's taxonomy places the organism in Eukaryota, Metazoa, Chordata, Actinopteri, Salmoniformes, Salmonidae. The record is from RefSeq and is a predicted model, not a curated record. The coding region runs from base 78 to 887 and encodes 269 amino acids. Gene Ontology annotation, molecular function: GTP binding. The transcript is spliced from 3 exons.